Messenger RNA from Panonychus citri (citrus red mite), 1176 nucleotides. RefSeq lists its product as uncharacterized. Bases 1 to 1176 code for a protein of 391 amino acids. The record is from RefSeq and is a predicted model, not a curated record. The transcript is spliced from 3 exons. Lineage: Eukaryota; Metazoa; Arthropoda; Arachnida; Trombidiformes; Tetranychidae.
AUGGAUGGUAGAAAGUCACGACCUUCGCAAGGUCAAGAGUCAAGUUCAAAUUGGAGGUCAAGAAACCAAGACCAAUCCAAUUCACCUAAAACAACCCCAAGUAACCAGGUUAAACCUAAAUGCAAUCAUUGUAAAUCUCCUUCCCAUUCAGAAGACGAUUGUUGGCUUAAAUAUCCUGAAAAACGACCCAAAAGGGAUAAUCAAAAUAAAGCCAACAACGUUGAGGUGGAAGAACAAUUAAGCGAAGGAAGGAUGUUCGAUACUGGUGCUUGUACCAGUCUAAUAAGCAAGGACCUCGCUGUUAGACUGAAGCUAUAUGCUUAUCCCUACAAACUGAAAUUUCAAUCAGCAAAUCAGAAUGUGAUAGACUGUAAUUGGUUUGUGCCGCUGAAAGUUUACAAUGGAGAUGAACCUAAGCUUAUUGCAGCCUAUGUGAUAGAUGACCUUUCAAAUGACAUCUUAUUAGGUGAAAACAUUAUAAAAGCUACUCAUCUAAUCAUUGUAUCUAAGGGCUUGGAUAAACCUUAUGAGUUAAAACACCAAAAUCUGAAUAGUGAAUACAGAUUAAAAAUGGAAAUUCCUGAUUUGAAAGAAAUUGAAUUGAUGUUACAAAAAUGGUAUAAAACAAACUAUGAUAUGAGUAGAUUGCAUUACAAUGAAGAUGCUUCAUUACUAAUCAACAAAAUUGAAGAAUUUCAAGAUUCAACAAUUGAUUUUCCAGAAGAAAUCUCAAAUUUAGAUCAUAAACUGUAUCAACAAAUCAACAAAGAACUAUGUGAAAGUGAUAAAUUGAAAAUUCAUCAAAUAUUGAUGGAGGAAAGAGGCUCUUUUUCCUCAACUAAAUUUGAUUUAGGUUGUGUUCCUGCCGAAUUUACAAAGUUCAAAAUCGACAUUGGAAAUAAACCAAUUCCUAAAUGUAGACCUUUUCGUUCAAGCGAAAAGAUGAGAAGUGAAAUAAGAAAAAUAAUCAAAGAUUUUAAAGAAAAUGGUAUUAUCGAAGAUUCGGACAUUGGUGGAGGAGCUCCAGCAUUUGUCGUCCCGAAACCCAAUGGAACGUGGCGAAUGGUCACUUCAUAUGUCGAAUUAAACAAAUUAGUGCAAAAGAGAAAAUUUCCUAUGCCUAACAUCGAUGACGCAAUAAACCAAUUAAAGGUAACAAAUACUUUACAACCUUAG